ACACUUUAUAGUUUAACUUUAUAGUUUAGAGAUCCCUCAAUCCACCACUCUUCCCAAACGAACCCAACCAAAAUAAGAACAUAAGGGUUUUAUAUGGCGGCAGCCGUCGCAGCUAGGUCCAUCCUCCGCUCGGCCUCCACCUCCGUCAAAUCAUCGGUGACUAGAAUCUCCGCCGGCGCUAAACCUAGUUCUACCGGUGCAGCACAUUCUCCCUUCCGUAUCCGCACUCAAAAGCCCCAAUCUCAUCGCAUUUUCAGGUUACCAGUUGAGAUAAGUUGUGUUGCUGUGGAAUCACUGAUUCCAUUCCAUUCAGCCACUGCUUCUGCAUUGCUCACUUCAAUGCUUUCAAAUGCUCCUUAUCCCUAUUCCUGGACCAUUGAUGAUUCCUAGCAACAGGAUUUUCUUUUUCAGAUCUAUGUAUUUUUUUUUCCUUUUUGAAUUGAGUUACAAAUUACAAUACCCAGUGUCACAUUUAAUAGUUUUUUGUUUAGUUUUGUGUAAAUGAUAAGGAGGAUGAGGGCGUUUAUGUCUUUUGCGAACUGAGUUUUAUCCUAUCUUUUAUUAGAUGAGACAAUUAUUGUAGUUUUUGUAAGGUGAAAUGGUUGGUUGAAUGGAAUAAGAUUGGGUUGUGUUGAGUUGACUAAA
Molecule: messenger RNA, 645 nt
Organism: Lactuca sativa (garden lettuce)
Lineage: Eukaryota; Viridiplantae; Streptophyta; Magnoliopsida; Asterales; Asteraceae
Product: protein NUCLEAR FUSION DEFECTIVE 6, mitochondrial
Cellular component (GO): mitochondrion
Source: RefSeq, a predicted model, not a curated record